Molecule: messenger RNA, 7320 nt
Organism: Lagopus leucura (white-tailed ptarmigan)
Lineage: Eukaryota; Metazoa; Chordata; Aves; Galliformes; Phasianidae
Gene: TULP4
Product: TUB like protein 4
Exons: 15
Coding region: 2103-6809 (1568 amino acids)
Molecular function (GO): protein binding
Source: RefSeq, a predicted model, not a curated record
GCGGUUCGGGGAGCGUGCCCGGGUGUCCCGGGGGAACACGGGGUGAAGGGCCGCCCGGGUUAUCGAGUUGGAAGAAGACUGAGAUUUCAAGCUUUGAGUGACAGGCACCUUACAAGAUUACCAUAGCUAAGCUGAGAAGGCAGUUGCAGCUCUGAGUACCAGGUUCACCAAGCUGGUGUAUGUACUGCACGUACAUGAAAGCGCACAUGUUUUUGUCAUCGCAUAGACUGACUUUCACGUAUUCCUGAGGGCUUUGCAAUUGAUGAAAAUUAAUUUAAGUACCAGAUGGAGCACCUUUACAGCACAGGAAUUGGUAACCCAUGGAAAAACACCUGCCAGUAAUAUUCAACUUACUACAUGGUCUUCACAAGUGAAAAAAGUUUGCAAAAAAAGGAAGAAAAAACACUCUCCACACAGAAAAAGUCUAAGAAAUACCUCCACAAUCUAAAUCAAUAAUUGUGAGGGAAACGUAAGAAUACUGAGGGCGAAGGAAAGUGAUUUUAUAAUUGCAGGGGCAUAAUGUAUCGUCUUUGGCAUGGUAUGCUUUGGGCUCAGUAGUUUCUGAAUGGACUAAUAAAUCGUGACUAUAUGUUGAGCGAUGAUGACUGAAAGUAAGUAAGUUGAGGAACUAUGGGACAAGUCUGGGCAUUGAACUGAAGAAUCCUCAUCAUCCUUCUUGAGUUAACCAGGUCAUCGUCUUACGUAUUCUUUCUUCCUCUCCUUUUUCCUCUUUUCACUUAGUGUGAUAUACAUACUAAUGAAUUGAGCUCAUAAAUGUUACUCAAAUAAAACGAUUGGAAUACUUCAUAUGUUUCCUUCUUGUACAGCUGCAAAUGUUGUGUCUGGAACUAUGAAUCUGUGCUGUAGACAAGCAUCAAGAAGGAAAGAUCCGAUAAAACAAGCAAGGAAAAUACCUAGAGAAAUAGUGAAACCAGGAAGUCAGAUUUUUAAUGCUGCUUCUCUUUCAUUUUUAGAUGAAUAUGUUUCUUCCUUCCUUGAAUUCUAGAAGAUUUUGAAAGAUUGCUUACUUGAUGUGCUUUAAUUCUGGCAUUUGUUUUUGGUAGGAUGAAAAGUCUGUGAUUCCUUGUAGCAGAAAAAAAGGGAAAAGUAAAGGAAAAACAGCUUGACAUUUAAGCCUGUUUUGGAAGAGAGAGAACUUCAUGGUUCACCUGAGGCAAACUUAUCUGCUUUAAAAGCUAAGAGCUUUGGAGCAUUUUUGAUUCCGCUGUAAAUGAAGAGGGGGUUUCUUUGUCAUUCGUGUGUGGCAGCAAAAAGUGGGAAAGCAGGCAAGAUAGCGUGAUAACGGUUCAGGCUCUGUUGGGUCUCUGGUGGAAAAAAAGUGCUGCAAUGAAAAUUGGAUUGGCUUUGGAUUGCAAAAACGUUUGAAUCCAACGAGCGGUUCAGUACCAAGAGGGAUUUCCCAUCUGGCCUGGCACACCAGUGCCUGCACAAGUUUGGGUCUGUUGUUUCGCACGGUUUGUGUGCCUUUUUUUCCCUUUAUGCAAUCUCUUUCAGCUUUAGCAGCAGAAAUACGUCAGAUGGAAAAGAUAUGCCAGAGGGCAGCUUGGAAAAGAUGAAUGUCAUAUAUAUACAUAUGUAUGUGCGUGUGUUUAAAUUUCUGCAACUGAACUUCUGAAGAAAAUCUGACUGGAGGAAAUCUUAAAAGCCUUAAGUUACUUGAAACCUACACAUUUGCAACUCUUUGUCUCUGGAAUUGCAUUACGCUAAACUGGAAUCUCAGGCUGUAUAAAGAUUAUAUCAAGUUGAGCAAAAAGAUGACUUAACCAUUUCUUGAGCGCCUCUUACGAAGUAGCUGUCUCUCCAAAGGAUAAGUGCACCCUCACUCUACAGACUCAACAACAAAAAAUGAACCUGAAUUUUUUUUUUAAGUGUUACUUUUUCUUAGCCAACUGCCAUCAUCUUUUAUAGAGGAAUUUUUCACUAUGCAUUUGGUGGAUAUUUAUAAACACUGACCCCAUCCUCCUCCCUUUCAAUGAUCUAUCCCAGGUCAGUCUUAUCAAUAAAAAACAAAAAAAUUGGUUUAAAUUUUGUGCGCUAGACACAUUACUUUCCUAUGUCAAAAAAUAAAAUAUUUAAAAAGCAUGUAUGCAGCAGUGGAACAUGGGCCUGUUCUUUGCAGCGACUCCAACAUCCUCUGCCUCUCCUGGAAAGGGAGAGUCCCCAAAAGUGAGAAGGAGAAACCCGUGUGCAGGCGGCGGUACUAUGAGGAAGGCUGGUUGGCAACAGGCAAUGGCAGAGGAGUUGUAGGCGUCACUUUUACUUCCAGCCAUUGCAGGAGGGACCGGAACACCCCUCAGAGAAUCAACUUCAAUUUGAGGGGCCACAACAGCGAGGUUGUGCUGGUUAGAUGGAAUGAACCAUUUCAGAAAUUAGCAACUUGUGAUGCAGAUGGAGGAAUAUUUGUUUGGAUACAAUAUGAGGGCAGAUGGUCUGUGGAGCUUGUAAAUGAUCGUGGGGCACAGGUAAGCGACUUUACAUGGAGCCAUGAUGGGACUCAAGCACUCAUCUCCUAUAGAGAUGGAUUUGUGCUGGUUGGUUCAGUCAGCGGACAAAGACACUGGUCUUCAGAAAUAAACUUGGAGAGUCAGAUCACAUGUGGCAUAUGGACUCCUGAUGACCAACAGGUUCUGUUUGGCACUGCUGAUGGUCAGGUUAUUGUCAUGGACUGCCAUGGGCGAAUGCUGGCCCAUGUGCUCCUUCAUGAGUCAGAUGGCAUCCUCAGCAUGUCCUGGAACUACCCCAGCUUCCUGGUGGAAGACAGCAGUGAGAGCGACACAGAUUCGGAUGACUAUUCCCCACCACAGGAUGGACCAGCUACAUAUCCAGUCCCAGUGCAGAACACCAAGCCGCUACUGACCGUCAGCUUCACAUCGGGAGACAUCAGUUUAAUGAACAAUUAUGAUGACUUGUCUCCUACUAUCAUCCGCUCAGGGUUGAAAGAUGUGGUGGUACAGUGGUGCACACAAGGAGACCUACUUGCAGUAGCAGGGAUGGAGAAGCAGUGUCAACUCGUUGAACUUGGCAAUGGUUCUCUGUUGAAAAGUGCGCUUGUCAAGUUCUACAACGUGCGCGGGGAACAUAUCUACACUCUGGAGACACCUGUGCAGCGUCCCAUCAUCUCCAUCUGCUGGGGUCACAGGGAUUCACGCCUGAUGAUGGCUUCUGGGCCUGCACUAUAUGUUGUCAGAGUAGAGCACAGGGUCUCCAGCCUGCAGCUUCUGUGCCAGCAGACCAUUGCUAGCUGUCUGCGAGAUGACAAGGAUAUCAGCAAACUCACCCUUCCCCCUCGGCUCUGUUCAUACCUCACCACUGCCUUCAUACCAACAAUCAAGCCUCCUAUCCCAGACCCAAACAAUAUGAGAGAUUUUGUCAGCUAUCCAACAGCUGGCAAUGAACGUCUUCAUUGCACGAUGAAGAGGACAGAAGAUGACCCAGAAGUUGGUGGCCCGUGUUAUACUCUGUACUUGGAAUAUCUUGGGGGAUUGGUGCCCAUCCUAAAAGGACGUCGUAUCAGCAAGUUGAGGCCAGAGUUUGUCAUUAUGGAUCCUAAAACAGAUGGAAAAGCAGAUGAAAUCUAUGGAAACAGCUUGAUUUCCACUGUGAUUGACAGCUGCAACUGCUCUGACUCCAGCGAUAUCGAACUGAGUGAUGACUGGGCAGCAAAGAAAUCUCCCAAAAUCAGCCGAGCUAGCAAAUCACCCAAACUUCCCAGAAUCAAUAUAGAGGCUCGCAAAUCUCCAAAGAUGUCACGAGCUGCACAGGAGAUAUCAAGAUCACCAAGGUUACCAAUAAGGAAACCUUCUAUUGGUUCACCAAGCCUAACCCGAAGAGAGUUUCCUUUAGAAGAUAUUACUCAGCACAACUACCUUGCUCAGGUCACAUCUAACAUCUGGGGAACCAAAUUUAAAAUUGUGGGUUUGGCUGCUUUCCUACCAACUAAUCUUGGUGCAGUAAUAUAUAAAACCAGUUUGCUGCAUCUUCAGCCCAGGCAGAUGACAAUCUAUCUCCCAGAAGUGCGAAAGAUUUCAAUGGACUACAUUAACCUGCCUGUCUUUAAUCCAAAUGUUUUCAGUGAAGAUGAAGAUGAUUUACCAGUGCCUGGAGCUCCAGGUGCCCCUGCCAGCAGCCCACCCUGCACCGUCAACAUCCCCAUUGCCCCCAUCCACAGCUCAGCCCAGGCCAUGUCGCCCACGCAGAGCAUCGGCCUGGUCCAGUCGCUGCUGGCCAACCAGAAUGUGCAGCUGGAUGUUCUGGCUAACCCUCCGGCCGAGACAGGGGGUGAGGGGCCAGGACCCUUCCCAGGAGCACCAGGCCGAUUCCCUGGCCCUGGAGCAGUGGCACCAACCGGUGGAGAUGUGGCCCGCGCUGCCCCUGUUCCUCCCACUAUUGCCCCACCACCCCCCGCCAUCGCCCUUGCCGACCUCCGGGACCAUGGUGACCGUGAACACGAGCCCCCGCUCAAGGCCAAGCCCCCGCGUCCAGGACCGGGACCACAGCUAGUGGAGAGCGAUGCUGUCAUCUUUGGGGCCGCUCAGGAGCUGCAGCUGAACAAGAUGAACCCCCCACCACCCUACCCUGGCACCGUUCCCACGGUGGGCCCCCCGCCACCCCCACCUGUCCCCCCACCUCCGCCCCUCGACCUCUGCCUGAAAAAGGGGGAGUUCUCCCUUUACCCUGCGGGGCACUACCAGCCGCCUCUAGGGUACGAGCGAAUAACAACAUUCGACAGCAGCGGGAAUGUGGAGGAAGUGUGCCGACCUCGUACCCGCAUGCUCUGUGGCCAGGGCACCUACACCCUGCCAGGGCCCGGCAGCUCUGCCACUUUGCGCAUCACCGCUGCCGAGAAGAAGAUGCAGCAACCCUGCACCAGUGCCACCCUGAACCGGCUGACAGUUCCCCGUUACUCCAUCCCCACUGGGGACCCACCGCCCUACCCCGACAUUGCCAGCCAGCUGUCACAGGGCAGGAGCAUUGCACAGAGGCUGGACAGCAGUAUCAUCCAUGCUACUUUGCGGAGGAACAGUAGGGAGGCAGCGCUGAAAAUGGCCCAGCUGGUGGACAGUCAGAGAGCCACCUUGCAGCUUCCCCCAAAAGCCAAGAGCAGCGUUGUGACGGCACAGUACCAGCAGAGAGUACCCACUGCUUUGUACACCUGCAGCCAGUGCAGCAGCAGUGGCGGCAGCAGCACCACGAGUGCUGGUGGUGUGGGCAACAUCACUAAUGCCAACUCUGGCAGCAGCACUUCCAGCAUUGGUGGCAUGAGACCUGAUAUGAGCACGGGGAGCAGCUCCCAGCACAGCUCUGUCAUCGCUCACUCUGUCAGUACGUCGCCUUUGGCCUCCCAGUCCUCCUACAACUUGCUGAGCCCUCCUGACAGUUCCCGUGACCGGGCAGAUUAUAUCAACUCUGCCUUUACGGAGGAUGAAGCCCUUUCUCAGCACUGUCCAGUGGAAAAAUCGAUACGGCACGUACCUGUGGCCUUGACGGAGGCUGCCAUCGGUGUAAAACGGCCACCGCCGUACCAGUGGGAUCCUAUGGUGAGUGAAGAGAUAUGGGUUCCUCAGGAAAGGACAUCUCAGAGCUCCGUACCCAACCCUUUAAAACCAGCCCCUCUCAUCAUCGGUCAGACUCAGCACCUGGAUAUGUCUCGAAUGCCGUUUGUCUCCCCUAAGUCUCCAACGAGUCCCACUGCCACUUUCCAGACAAGUUAUGGGGUCGGAAUACCAUACCCAGGAAGCUACAGUACCCCUCCCCUUCAGGGAAUGCAGCCCCCAUGCUCCCCCAAAGAAGCUCUGGCCCCAACACAGUUUGCACAGCAGGAGCCCACAGUAGUGCUUCAACCAGGUUACCCACCCAACCUCUCCUAUUGCCCUUUGCCACCCAUGUAUCCGGGAAGUAGCGCCUGCUCUAGUUUACAGCUGCCACCGAUAGCCUUGCACCCAUGGAGCUCCUACAGCGCAUGCCCACCGGUGCAGAAUCCCCAGGGCACUCUGCCUCCAAAGCCUCUCCUCGUGGUGGAGAAGCCGGUUAUGUCUCCCCCGCCAACCGAGCUCCAGGGCCAUGUGGGUACAGAAGUGAUGGUGGAGACAGCGGACACCUUCCAGGAGGUGCUCUCCUUGACAGAAAGCCCUGUUCCUCAAAGGACAGACAAAUUCGGCAAGAAGAGCCGAAAGCGGCUGGAUAGUCGUGCUGAGGAAGGAAAUGUGCAGGCUAUCACUGAGGGCAAGGUCAAAAAGGAUUCGAGGACACUGACUGACUUCAAUUCGCUAAUAUCCAGCCCAAGGCUGGGCAGAGAGAAGAAGAAAGUCAAGAGCCAGAAAGACCAGCUCAAGUCCAAGAAGCUGAAUAAGACAAAUGAAUUUCAGGACAGUUCAGAGAGUGAGCCGGAGCUUUUUAUCAGUGGGGAUGAACUGAUGAACCAGAGUCAGGGCAGCAAAAAGGGUUGGAAAACCAAAAGGAAUUUGAGGACAGCCAGUGAGCUGGAUGAGUUCAAGUGCCGUAAGGCCAGCGAGAAGGAGGACGGGAGACUGGGGAGCCAGGGCUUUGUGUACGUGAUGGCCAACAAGCAGCCGCUGUGGAACGAGGCAACACAAGUCUAUCAGCUGGACUUUGGAGGGCGAGUAACCCAGGAGUCGGCAAAAAACUUCCAGAUUGAGCUGGAAGGACGGCAGGUGAUGCAGUUUGGAAGGAUUGAUGGCAAUGCUUACAUUUUGGACUUUCAGUAUCCAUUUUCUGCAGUGCAAGCCUUUGCUGUUGCUCUGGCUAAUGUGACUCAACGCCUCAAAUGAACAAGCAGAAACCUGGAGAGAGGAAAAUGUUGUCAAAACCUUCUCAUAGAGUCCAAACUGGAAAAUGUCGGGGCAGCCUACGUUAGGUGCACUGAGGUGCCUGGAAGCGAAGAAGGCCGUAAAACUGGAAAAGUCUCUUAGUGCCCAACUGAAGGGCAUUAACUCUAAUCAGUCAUGGGGUGGAGGGUGGGGGGCUUUCUUCUCUUUUGUUUGUUUGUUUGUUUUCAGGUGUUUUCUUUUUUUAAAGCAUUGUGCUUGGUUUCAGAAAGAGCAAAGGGUUGAGAGCCAUUCAGUGUUAUGUGGAGAAGUGUGGCUUUUGGCUUGUUGUGAUGGUUCUGCUGUGUUUGCUACAAUAGCUGAUGUAAGCUCAUAGAGGGAUUAAAAAAGACUGCUCUUUUUGAUAGACUGCCUUAUAUCAUGCUGUUCUUUUUAAAACAGGGAACAUAACUUUUUUUCUGGUCCAGUUUGUACUACUACUACAUCAAUGAUAGCAGCAAAAAAAAAAAAGAAA